CGGAUCAUAGUAACGCGGUCCCAGGCCGUUGGCUUCCCUCCCGCCGCAGGGACAACUGGUGGCUGCCAUGCCACUUCGCCACCUAACAUGUGUGGCCUCCACGCGCCACCGGAUUCUCCUUCCCAUACUCGUUCGUCCUUAGCGUCCCCUACCUUGCUCCCUCUACUAUCGCGCUUGAUCUCCCUCCCCCCAUGCUCUUCCCUCUCGUCCUUCCCCGGUCUCCAAACUCCUUCGCAUGAAACAGUACUGAAAUAUCAGUUUCACAUUGGCUGAAAAUCUGCUAAAUGAAGGCAUAGGGAUUUUGUCGGGCCAAAGGUUCAUAAUCUAUAGCACACAUACAGAUUCGACACAUAUGGCUAGCCAAAUAUCUGGUACCAUAGCAUCUAGUGGGGUGUGCUAUAAUGAUAAACACAGAAUGCCGUGUAAGCUGAAAGCACUACGCUGUGUAGCAUCGGAUUGUUUACCACAAGAGGUAGAGGUAAGGAAGUGGAUGAACGGAUAUCAUAUCAUCAGGUCCUUUCCAAACGAUAGGCAUUGGAAAACGAAUGCAAAGUCCAAUGGUUACCUACUCCAACAAGGUCCGAAUGUUCGGUGCCAUUCUUAUGGUUCUCGUAGUGGCAGUGAAACUACAGAGUGCAAUAUUCCUGAAGAUGGCAACAAUCCUUACAGGGAUUUUGAUGAGCAUCGAAGAGGAAUGUCACAUUUUUCAGAUAGUCAAGUUGCAGCUCAGGAAAAAACACUAUAUUCUACUCAAGGGCUGUCUAAAGCGUGCCAAUUUGUCUAUAAUGAUGCAAAGUUUGUGAAUGAAAGAGCUCAGAGUGAUAUUCUUUUGCUUUCACGUGGCAUCACAAGGUUGAACAAACGUGCAUCUAAGGAUGUUGCUGUAUUAGGGUUGGGGUUUCUCAAGCUUGAUGAUUGCCUGAAAGCUCGUGCAAGGAAGGACACCCGAAAGAUUGAUAACAGUGUGAAGGAACAGGCAGCCCACCUAACCAAUUUCGCUAGAAUAUUGAAGGAGCGAGCUCAUUCAGACUUGAAGAAAGCAGCAGAUCAACAUUGGAGUGAUGGUGCUUUGGAGGCAGAUCUGCGACGAGCUGACAUGGUUGUUCGACGACGUGCCAUGGAGGAUGCUUUCAUGGCUUUAAAGUUUGUCCGGGAUAUUCAUGACAUGAUGGCAACCAAACUACAAUAUCAGUUCAUCACACUGGAGAAAAAUGGGAAGAUUCUUAAGUUGUUCCCUCGUGAAGUUUCUACUGAUCAAAUUGCUGCCAUAGAGGAUGCAUAUCUUAAUAUGGCAUCUGCCUUAUCUGAGGCUGAUGGUAUCGACUACACCAAUCCUGAGGAGCUUGAAUUAUUAGUAGCGGCUCUUAUUGACCUGGAUGCUAUGGAUGGGAAAAAGAGUGUUUCCUUGAUAGUUGAAUGUUCAAGCUCUCCAGAUGUUAAUACCAGCACGAAGAGCUUGAUGCGCUUGAUUUUCUUGAUUGGCUUGACGAGCUUCUUCUCGGUGGUGCUCAUUGCUCUCUUCAUCCUGAUUCGGUCUUGUGGUCUGUUGCCGCGAGGAGGGUUUGGAGCGCGGGAGGGCUCGGGGUCUUCCUGGUCAUGGAAAGCUUUGGCUAAUGCAUUGGCUGCAGCUCCAUCCAUGUGGACCCUAGGGAAUGCUGGGAUGGGCGCAUUACAGAGAUUGGCUCAAGAUUCCAAUCCCGCUGUAGCUAGCUCUGCAGCAAGAGCCAUUGGCGAACUCAGAAAGCAGUGGGAGCUUGAAGAGGGUGACAGUCUGAGGUUUGUCAUGAACCAAAACUUGAUUUCCGAAGAGACUGACAGCGACAGUUGAGUAGCAGAUGAUAUCACCACGUGAGGUGUAAAUCAGAUGAAUGGCUCAACACGUACAUACUGUAAUAGGAACCGAAAAAUGUGUAACUGAGUCGACUGCAUUUCUCUGUGUUACGUCGCAGCAUAAAAUGUGCUGCUUGUUGACUACCUCACGAGAAGGCAUGUCAAGGUACCUGGUAAGUGCUAAACAAAUGUGAAGUGGUGUAAUGAGAACUCA
This is a messenger RNA of Triticum aestivum (bread wheat), 2044 nucleotides long. Its product is annotated as senescence-associated protein OSA15, chloroplastic. The coding region runs from base 353 to 1828 and encodes 491 amino acids. The record is from RefSeq and is a predicted model, not a curated record. NCBI's taxonomy places the organism in Eukaryota, Viridiplantae, Streptophyta, Magnoliopsida, Poales, Poaceae. Gene Ontology annotation, biological process: leaf senescence; cellular response to oxidative stress. The transcript is spliced from 15 exons. Gene Ontology annotation, cellular component: chloroplast.